Messenger RNA from Portunus trituberculatus (swimming crab), 960 nucleotides. Its product is annotated as mucin-2-like. Bases 1 to 960 code for a protein of 319 amino acids. The transcript has a single exon. The record is from RefSeq and is a predicted model, not a curated record. Lineage: Eukaryota; Metazoa; Arthropoda; Malacostraca; Decapoda; Portunidae.
AUGACCACGACGCUCUCCAGCACCGCCUUCUGGGGCUACCACGACGCCCUACAGCGCCACCUACCGGAACGACCACGACGCCCUGCAGUGCCGCCUACCGGGACGACCACGACGCCAUACAGCGCCGCCCACCGGGACGACCACGACGCUCUCCAGCACCGCCUUCUGGGGCGACCACGACGCCCUAUAGUGCCGCCUACCGGGACGACCACGACGCCCUACAGCGCCGUCUUCCGGGACGACCACGACGCCCUACAGCGCCGUCUUCCGGGACGACCACGACGCCCUACAGCGCCGUCUUCCGGGACGACCACGACGCCCUACAGCGCCGUCUUCCGGGACGACCACGACGCCCUACAGCGCCGCCUACUGGGACGACCACAACGCCCUCCAGCACCUCCUCCCUGGAUGACCACGACGCCCUCCAGCACCACCUACCCUGACAACCACGACGCCCUCCAGCGCUGUUUCCCCGGACGACCACGACGCCCUCCAGCGCCGCCUCCCCGGACGACCACGACGCCCUCCAGCGACGCCUCCCCGGACGACCACGACGCCCUCCAGCGCCGCCUCCUCAGACGACCACGACGCCCUCCAGCGCCGCCUCCCCGGUCGACCACGACGCCCUCCAGCGCCGCCUUCCCGGACGAUCCACGACGCCCUCCAGUGCCGCCUCCUCGGACGAUCACGGCGCCCUCCAGCGCCGCCUCCCCGGACGACCAUGGCGCCUUCCCGGACGACCACGACACCCUCCAGCAUCGCCACCCCGGACGAUCACGACGUCCUCCAGCGUUGCCUUCCCGGACGACCACGAUGCCCUCCAGCGCCGCCUCCCCGGACGACCACGACGCCCUCCAGCGCUGCCUCCCCGGACGACCACGACGCCCUCCAGCGCCGCCUCCCCGGACGACCACGACGCCCUCCAGCGCCGCCUCCACGGACGAUCACGACGCCCUGUAG